AAAAAAUGCUUGCCAAAGUUUGGAAUGCUCAUUUUGAGUCAAUACUGAAAUGCGCACCCUCUAGAUCUACCCUAGUCGUUGACUCUGCUUCAGCAGAAUUGUUACAUUGGCAGUUCGUCAAUAGCCAGUUAACCGACAAAUUCAGUGACAUCAAAUAUUUUUCGUCCUUCUCACAGAUCUCCAACACUACGGAGGCAGUGUCUAUUUUAAUCGACAAUAUCAUCUCAAAAGAUACAUAUCAAACGAUACAAGAUAUUAUCAGAGCCUCGUCUUCUGUUACGCGUUAUGUUAUUAUCACUCCUUUUUCGGAAAAUUUUCACGCUAGUUUUCAAUCGAAUCAGCAAGAAAAUUUACAGAACUUUGACGGAAUCAAAUAUAAAUUGCGAGCUAUUCCUGGAGGAAGUAGAAUAGUCGACAUACAGCAUAUCCCAUUUCAGUCGGCACUUAUAGAUGAAGCUAUGAACUUCUUUGUCACGCCAUCUUUCACAGCGACUAGUUUAUCAGAACAAUUCGCAGAAUUUACGAACACUAUUGAGCCAUCGUCGUCCUCCAUACUUGAUUCUUUGCCUUCAAAUUUUCAACUGGGAGUGAAGAAAUUCUGCGGCAAUUUCUGGCGACUGAUGACGGAUAUGGAAGCUCAAGCUAUUCCGUUUUCAGUCGGAAAAACAAGUCGAAUCAUUUCCGAACACUUGGCGAGCAUUCCAGCGCCUAAGUCGGCUACGAAUAAAUUCGCUGUCGUUUUUAUAGACAGAUGUUUGGAUCUAGUUGCCCCUUUACAGCCUUCGGAUAGAUGUUUUGCUGAUCAAGUGUACAAAUGUUUCCCUGAGUUGAGCGAAAACAGCAGCGAUUUACAAAUUCCAAUUAACCAAAUGAUUUUGAAGCAUAUUAAAAUUCCCGGUUGUCUCUCCAACCCGAAUAACGCCACACAUCAAGCCAUUUUCCGCAAACUUUUUACGGGCAAAAAGAAAGAGCUGCAAAAUGCAAGCAUUCGAAUCCUGAAUGAAAUAUGUACAAAAGGUGAUAUUAAAAUUUCCGAGAAAAUUAAUAAAGCAUCGUUUGAAAACGCCGAAAAAUUACUGCGAGCAAUUGAAACUAAUCGGAAAGUUCUGAUGGAAAAUAUAAGUGUAGUCAGCGUGGUUAUCGCCAUUUGGUUAGCUUGCGAGGAUAAAAGUUUUGACGAGAAAUAUAAGUUACAGAAGUUAUUCAACCAACAGUUUCAAGACGUAGAACCAUCUUUCGAUUCAGUUUGCGAUUUACUUGUUAAUAUAAUUGAAUCAGAAUGCGAUAAUUUAUCAAUGGAUGAUAGUUUUGCUUUUGUUGUUUCUUGUUUCUCGCUUUGUGAAGCGGAUGGGUCGUAUUUUCCCCGCGAAAAAGUGAGCAAACUUUUUGCAGCUUUGCUGAAAAAGUCCGUUGUUCGCAAAGAAGACGACAAAGGUGACGAGAAUUCAGUAGCUCGUUUUCUUAACUCUGAGGAUGACUUUAUGAAGCUGUUAGCAUGUGUAUCAACUAGCAGGGGCAAUCUUGUAGAUUAUGUGUCACUGUUUGAAGUUGAAGAUACGAUUCCAACUUACAAACCGUUAGUUGAACAAAUAGCAGAGGAUAUAUUCAAAAAAGACCCAAACAAGACGUUAAACGAUAUAGUGUGUGCGACAGCAAUUACAAAUCUGAAAAGUCUGAUCAAAACUAGCUUCAGCUACUUCAUGCCAGUUAGCAAACCGAGGCCCUCAGAUUACCCGAAUAUAAUAUUUUUUGUAGUGGGGGGAAUAACGCCGGCUGAAAUCAAAAUGAUCAAAGAUUCUGCGUUGAUGUAUAACAGCACAGCUAAAGUGUACAUCGGAUCUAAUAAAAUAUUGGGUCAUCCUUGUACCAUUCUAAACUCGCUGGCAGAAAUAAAGUAAACUUUAAAAAUUAUCGAAUUAAUGUAAAUUUAGUAAUGAUGAAAGGUGAUGGGUGGUUAAAAGCAUUGUCAAUACUUGCAAUUGCAUUAUAUUUGAUAGCAAAAUUGAAACUGUCUCUUUCCUUUGA
Molecule: messenger RNA, 2025 nt
Organism: Symsagittifera roscoffensis
Lineage: Eukaryota; Metazoa; Xenacoelomorpha; Acoela; Convolutidae
Product: sec1 family domain-containing protein 2-like
Exons: 2
Coding region: 6-1898 (630 amino acids)
Biological process (GO): vesicle-mediated transport; intracellular protein transport
Source: RefSeq, a predicted model, not a curated record